ACAUUGAGUAAUAUAUAUAUAUAUAUAUAUAUCACUAUUUUACCUUAAAUAGUUGAAAUGAAAAAAUAGGAUGAUAAUCGAUUUUACUUUUACCAAUAUUACCCUCCGCCGCUUAGAAAUAUCAACGGAGAAGUCCACGGAAUCCUCGCAUUGUUUAGGAAUUUUGUUGCUUCAUCAUCAGCGUCCUCGUUCUGGCAACCAUAAUAAAAAAUAAAAAGAAAAACCGGCACUUGUCGGUCACAAAUAACUUAAUACGCUGUCGGUUGCUCUCUCAGCCGGUAACCCAACUCGACACGUGUCAUCUCCCUUCUCCUAAUAAAAUUUCAGCCCUUCGUUUUACACCUCCAUCUUCACACACAACUCAGCCCUCUUCUUCUUCCUCACUUUAAUCCCAAAUUCUCCCCUGGCGGUGACGGCUGACGGUGACAGUCACACUCGCCAUUCUGAUGCUUCCUCUUUCCGGUAACUCCUCGCCGGCGGACCACCACCCGAAGAAAUUCAAGUCCUCUGAGUUAUUCGAUAAGAAGAAUUCAUUCAAUUCCUUGUUACAGCAGUUUCACCAUCAACAAUCUCGGCUAUGGCUUUUACUCGUAAUCCUCUGUCUCCAGAUCCUCCUCCUCUUCACCAUCCGCUUCCUCCCUCUCCCUCUCCCGCCGGCGCUUUCCUCCUCCACCAACCGAUUCCACCGCUUCCCCUCCGUCGCCGUCUCCCCCGCCGUUAACGACGGCGAAAAUUGCAAACACGGCCGGAUCUUCGUCUACAACUUGCCGACGGUAUUUAACCAGGAAAUUCUCGAAAACUGCGACAAUCUGAAUCCAUGGAGCUCGAGCUGCAGCGCGAUGGCGAACGGCGGAUUCGGCCAGAGAGCCGAUUCCUUAACCGGAAUCAUACCGGAGAGUCUCCUUCCGUCGUGGUACUGGACGGACCAAUUCGUAACGGAGAUCAUUUUCCAUAAUCGGAUUAUGAAGCAUAAAUGCCGUGUCUCAGAGCCGGAAUCCGCUACGGCGUUUUACAUACCGUUUUACGCUGGACUCGCAGUGGGGAAAUUCCUCUGGACGAAUUCAACCGGAGAGGAACGGGAUCAGCAUUGCCGUAUGAUUCUAAAAUGGCUUUCGAAUCAAGAAUAUUACAAAAGAUCCAACGGCUGGGAUCAUUUCAUAACAAUGGGGCGCAUCACAUGGGAUUUCCGCCGUAGCAAGGAUAAAGAUUGGGGAUCGGGGUGUAUUUAUUUACCCGGAAUGAGAAAUAUAACUCGUCUUUUGAUAGAGCGUAAUCCAUGGGAUUAUUUUGACGUCGGUGUACCUUACCCCACAGGAUUCCAUCCCAAAACCCACGACGACAUAACGGCCUGGCAGGAAUUCGUACGCACGCGCCGUCGUACCCACCUCUUCUGUUUCGCCGGAGCCACCCGCGCCGCCUUCCGCAACGACUUCCGAGCGGUGCUUCUCGACCAGUGCCGGAACUCCGCAGCGGAGAAAUGCCGCGUUGUCGAUUGCGCUGGCAGCCGCUGCUCUAACGGAACAUCGACGAUUCUCGAGACAUUUCUCACCUCAGAUUUCUGCCUCCAGCCGCGAGGAGACAGCUUCACACGGCGAUCGAUCUUCGACUGCAUGGUAGCCGGGGCGAUUCCGGUGUUUUUCUGGCGACGGACGGCGUAUUACCAGUACGAGUGGUUCUUACCAGGCGAACGGGAAAGUUACUCGGUUUUUAUAGACCGGAACGCGGUGAAGAACGGGACAGUCUCCAUUGAAGCGGCUCUGGAGAGGUUUAGCAGAGAGGAAGUGAGGGAGAUGAGAGAGAGAGUGAUCGAGUCAAUUCCAAAGUUUAUUUACGGCACCGGCGGAGUUAGAGACGCGUUCGACGUCGCCAUUGAAGGGGUUUUGAGGAGGUUUAAAGAGCAAGAAGAGUGGGAAUACAAAUGGAAAUAAGGUAAAGUACUGGGGCGAAAAUGCUAAUAAAGAAGAGAAAAGGGCGGAAAAAGGAAAACUGCAAAAGGUUGUUAAUGUUAUUAGUAUAUAUAUUUAGGGAUAAUAUACGAUUCUUUUGGUCUGAAUGUUGUAAACUAUGGGGGGGGUUUUAGGGGAAUAAAUUUUCUAGAGUAAUUUUAUUUGAGGGCUUCCAAGUUGAUAAAGUUGGGGGCAGGGGUAAAAUUGCAAAAAGGAGAAAAUGGAUAAUGGGAAUUUUGGGAGUCCUUUGGGAAAAUGUGUAGUUGGGGCCACAGGUUUGGGGUGCUGGGAUGACAGAAAAUUGGGUUUUUUUUUUUUUUUUUUUUUUUUUUUU
Benincasa hispida (wax gourd) is the source of this 2280-nucleotide messenger RNA. It is a transcript of the gene GT18, whose product is annotated as glycosyltransferase 18. Gene Ontology annotation, biological process: xyloglucan biosynthetic process. The record is from RefSeq and is a predicted model, not a curated record. Gene Ontology annotation, molecular function: galactosyltransferase activity. Lineage: Eukaryota; Viridiplantae; Streptophyta; Magnoliopsida; Cucurbitales; Cucurbitaceae.